This is a messenger RNA of Cylindrotheca closterium, 333 nucleotides long. The record is from the annotation of a GenBank genome assembly. NCBI's taxonomy places the organism in Eukaryota, Bacillariophyta, Bacillariophyceae, Bacillariales, Bacillariaceae.
AUGCCACUCGUCAAAAUUUUUGCUCGUAAUACUCUUAGCAAACCAGUUCCACUUACCGCCCUGCAAUCCAAACUAUGUGACAUUUGGGGUACCAAACCCAACACUACGAAAUUGAUCCUCCAACGAUGCGAAGAUUGGACGGAUGAAAGUUUCCAAGAAGAUUGCUAUGUCGAUAUUAGAGCCUAUGGGAAGGCCGAAAGAACCCGAGAAAUGGUGUUGGAUGGUAUGCACAAAAUUCAUGGUGCCUUUGGAGAACACGAUUUGAUAGCUAAUGUGAGAUUGGAGACCUAUGAUGGAGAGCGAUAUUUCCACGUACCGCCGACACAAAAGUAG